Cryptomeria japonica (Japanese cedar) is the source of this 1074-nucleotide messenger RNA. RefSeq names its product serine/threonine-protein kinase AGC1-7-like. The record is from RefSeq and is a predicted model, not a curated record. Gene Ontology annotation, molecular function: protein serine/threonine kinase activity; ATP binding. NCBI's taxonomy places the organism in Eukaryota, Viridiplantae, Streptophyta, Pinopsida, Cupressales, Cupressaceae. The transcript is spliced from 2 exons. Gene Ontology annotation, biological process: protein phosphorylation. The coding region runs from base 1 to 1074 and encodes 357 amino acids. Gene Ontology annotation, cellular component: plasma membrane; nucleus; cytoplasm.
AUGGAAGAAGCAAGCGGUAAUGUGUUCAGGAAAUCUGGGCGUGGAGAUUUGUUAAGAACAAGGGCAAUCCGAAGAGCUAGCGAUGCAGAUCAUAGGCUGAGACUGAGCCAAUUCAAGAUUCUCAAGGAAACAGGCCGCCAUGGCAUGGGAACACAGUAUUUGGCACAACUUCGAGGCACCCAAAUUUACUACUCCAUGAAAGUCAUGGACAAGCAUCAACUUGCAAGCCAAGGAAAGUUAAAAAGCGCCCAGAAUGAAAAGGAAAUCCUGCAAAUGCUUGAUCAUCCAUUCGUACAGCCUUUGUAUUGUUAUUUUGAGACUGAAACUUCCUUUUAUGCAGUCACAGACUAUUGCCCUGGUGGAAUUAACCUUUGUACCCUUAGGGAAUUGUAUCCUGGAAACUAUUUUCCCGAAGACACGGCAAGGUUCUAUGCAGCAGAGGUGCUUAUAGCUCUGGAAUAUCUACAUCAACUUGAAGGAAUAGUUUACAGAGAUCUCAAACCUGAAAAUGUCUUCAUAAGAUCAGAUGGGCAUAUUAUGUUGAUGGAUUUUUCUUCAUCUGUGAUGUGUACUUUGGACCCUUACCUGGUCACAGAUUGCACUCCUUGUUCCUCAAAUUACUCGGGCGUGCAGAAGCUAUUUAGAUGUUUGCCAUUUUUACCUGCAAAGAUAUGUAACCGUUUAUGUCGGAGAAAAAGUGCAGUGGAUUGCAGGAGAAAGAGCGUGCGGGAAUUUGUUGCAGAGCCUAGAAGUGAGGGAGAUAAUCUUAUUGGAAGUGCUAUGGACUUGUGGACUUUCGGAGUGUUUUUGUAUGAAUUGUUGUUUGGACAGAUGCCGUUCAAAAUUGGGCAUGGUGAAUGCAGAUAUUACUAUUACAAUGCAGUAAGAGAGACCUUGAGAUUCCCGAGAAUUCCUUCUGUUAGCGAGGAAGCCAUGGAUUUGAUCAAGGCGUUAUUGGAGCCUUCUAGUAAGGAAAUGCUUGAGAUGAAGAACGUCAAAAGACAUCCUUUCUUUCGCACUAUUUCUUGGAACCGCAUCCUAUCCAUUACUCCUCCGUUUGUACCACCAGAAUGA